Messenger RNA from Ricinus communis (castor bean), 3508 nucleotides. RefSeq names its product putative receptor-like protein kinase At3g47110. Gene Ontology annotation, biological process: hormone-mediated signaling pathway; protein phosphorylation. Gene Ontology annotation, cellular component: plasma membrane. Gene Ontology annotation, molecular function: protein kinase activity; ATP binding; protein binding. Bases 215 to 3376 code for a protein of 1053 amino acids. NCBI's taxonomy places the organism in Eukaryota, Viridiplantae, Streptophyta, Magnoliopsida, Malpighiales, Euphorbiaceae. The record is from RefSeq and is a predicted model, not a curated record. The transcript has 2 exons.
UGCUUUGUUUUAUGUCAAUUCUUAGCACUAGCAGCUAAAACAAACAAACCAAAAGCCUAUAAUGCAAACUAUAGGUGGUAGUAGUGAAAUUAAUAAUUGAAGGUAGCAUAGCAAUAACAGUUAGUUCAUAUAAUUAACCUGUAGCAAGUCAUUGUAGCCAACUAGUAAUGCCUUAGUAUCAUCUAUUACAGCAUAAUAUCAAAACCCAGUUUAAAUGGAACUUGAAAUCCAUCUUCGUUUUCAUGUUCAUGUUCAUGUUCAUGUAAUUUUUGUCGUCUUUGCAAGUAUGUUGUACUUCCAACAAGCUGCUAAUUGUCUUAGCCUGACGGAGAAUGAUACUGAUCGACUUGCACUUCUGGAAUUCAAAGCCAAGAUAGUCCAUGAUCCACACGGCAUCUUCGACUCAUGGAAUGAUUCUGUCAAUUUCUGUGAAUGGCGAGGCGUUACCUGCGGCCACAAACACCGUAGAGUUUCGUCUCUAAACUUGCGGGGCCUGAGCUUGUUGGGUAGCAUAUCACCUUACAUAAGGAAUCUCACUUUCUUAAGAUUCCUCAAUUUUGCUAAUAACAGAUUCCAUGGAGAAAUUCCACAAGAAAUCGGUCAUCUGUUUCGACUAAGACAUCUCAACCUCAGGAACAACUCAUUUGGAGGAGAAAUUCCAGGCAACAUCAGCUAUUGCUCAAAGCUCAGGAUCAUAAAUUUUGAAGCCAACAGCUUGGUGGGGGAAAUUCCUGAUCAGCUAGGCUCUUUAAAGAAGCUUGUCACACUUUUUCUUGGUGUAAAUAAUCUCACAGGAAGGAUCCCACUAUCAAUUGGAAACCUUUCCUCUCUCAAAAAAUUUUCUGCUCCAUUUAACAAAUUGGAGGGAGAUGUUCCAAAUGAAUUGGGACUAUUAAAAAGCUUGAGGUUCUUCGGUAUUGGAGCUAAUUAUCUUACUGGUACAAUUCCUGCAACCCUUUACAAUAUUUCAUCCAUCAUUGCAUUCUCUGCUCCAGCAAAUCAACUGAAUGGGAGUCUUCCAGCAAAUAUAGGCAACACUUUACCUAACUUGCAGAGAUUUGGAAUCGGUGCAAACCAAUUCCACGGAAGUAUUCCAAUUUCAUUCACUAAUGCUUCUCAGCUUAAAAGACUUGACAUCUCAGGCAACAUUUUCACAGGAGGGGUUCCAAUAAAUCUGGGUAAUCUACAGGCACUUCAAUGGCUUAAUUUGGAAUUCAAUUUACUAGGCAGAAAUACUAGUAAAGAUUUGAGUUUUAUAAAAUCUUUAUCAAAUUGCAGUAAUCUAGUAGUACUCUAUUUUGAUGCAAACAACUUUGGUGGUCAAUUACCUAGCUUCAUAGGCAAUUUGUCUAACCUUCAAGAACUUGGUAUAGGAAGCAAUCAUAUAUCAGGUGAAAUACCUGAAGAGAUUGGAAAUCUUAUUAAUUUAUAUAUAUUAGGCUUGGAGAAAAACUUGUUUUCUAGUACCAUUCCAGUUUCUUUAGGGAAGCUUUACCAAUUGCAACUUCUGUAUCUAGAUGCAAACAUUCUAUCUGGCCAAAUUCCGCCUUCCUUAGGUAACAUCUCCCAGUUGUAUGAGUUUGAUUUAUCAGUAAACAAAUUAGAAGGAAACAUAACUGCAAGUUUAGGGAACUGUCAACAUCUGGGAUUUUUGGAUCUUUCGAGUAAUGACUUGAUUGGAAUCAUACCACAACAGUUCAGUGGCCUUUUUUCUCUGUCAAUACUUAACUUAUCACAAAACUCAUUGACAGGCCCUGUACCUCUAGAAAUUGGCAAAUUGAAAAACAUCAAUGCGUUGGAUGUCUCAGAGAAUAAAUUGUCGGGAAAAAUUCCUGAAACAAUUGGAGAUUGUUUGAGCCUUGAAAUCCUUAACGUGCAAGGUAACUUCUUUGAAGGACCUAUUCCCUCAUCCUUUGUUUCAUUAAGAGGUCUCCAACACUUAGAUCUGUCAAGAAACAAUUUAUCAGGAAAAAUUCCAAAAGAUCUAGAACAGCUUCCCUUUUUGCAAUAUCUAAAUAUCUCUUUCAAUAAUUUUGAUGGUGAAGUACCAAAGGGGGGAGUCUUUAGCAAUGUAAAUGCAUUUUCAUUUGUCAGAAAUGGUAAUCUCUGUGGAGGUAGUCCAGAAUUGCAGCUGCCAGCAUGUCCUGAGCAAAACAAAAAGAGAAACAGAAGUUCUUCCACUGUCAUAAUACUUGCGACAACCAUAAGUUCAUUUUUGUUUUUCUUGACAAUAACAUCAUUCUAUGUUUUCCGUCGAAGAAUCAUAAGAAUGAAUCAACCUUCCUCUUCUUUGACUAUGAAUAAGCUUCCUAAGGUAUCUUAUAAAGAACUCCUGCAAGCAACUGGAGGGUUCUCUUCAGACAACUUAAUUGGACAAGGGAGUUUUGGCUCGGUGUAUAAAGGAAUUCUUCAUGAGAGAGGGGAAAGGUUGGUUGCUGUAAAGGUACUCAAUCUUCAACAAUAUGGAGCUUCCAAGAGCUUCAUUGCUGAGUGCAAAGCAUUAAGAAGCAUCCGGCAUCGCAAUCUGGUUAAGAUCUUAACAUACUGCUCCAGCAUUGAUUUCAAAGGCAAUGACUUCAAGGCAUUAGUCUUUGAUUUCAUGGCAAAUGGUAGUUUAGACAUAUGGCUGCAUCAAGAAGAAAGCGGUACUAGUCGGCUAAAAUAUUUGAACUUUCUUCAGAGACUUCAUAUUGCGACUGAUGUGUCAUCCGCAUUAUAUUAUCUUCAUGAACAUUGUGAAACACCAGUCAUUCAUUGCGAUUUAAAACCGAGCAAUAUUUUACUUGACGAUGAUAUGACUGCUCGGAUUGGUGAUUUUGGAUUAGCAAGACUGCUUUCCCAAAGCACCAAUGAUUCUUCUCAAGGCCAGACUAGCUCAUUCGGGAUUAAAGGAACAAUCGGGUACAUGGCUCCAGAAUACGGAAUGGGAAGUGAAGCAACAGCUCAAGGAGAUGUGUACAGCUUUGGCAUCAUUUUGUUAGAGAUGUUCACAGGGAAGAGGCCGACUGAUGAGGAGUUUACAGAUGGUUUGAAUCUGCAUGAAUUUGUAAAAGCUAAGUUUCCAGGACGAGUGAUGGAAGCUGUAGAUCCAAAGCUUAUCACAAGAGAAGAUGCGGAGGCAGGGGAAAACAUUGAUGAUGACGAUGGAGGUGGUCAAACAGGGAUCGAAGAAGAUAUUGUCAAAAGGGAAAAUAUGACACAGGAGGAAGGCAAUGUGCAAAAUUGUAUUGAAUCAGUUCUUGAAAUCGGACUUGCAUGCUCAGCAGCAGUGCCAACAGAUAGAAUGAGUAUGAAAGAUGUUACAAGAAAUUUAAGUGAUAUCAUGGAUACUUCUCUUAGAUUCAAGACUCCUCAAGUUGACAAUCACCAUCAAUGAGAUUCGGAUAGUCAGGUGCAUGUAUAAGCUGAGUGAAUUAGCUUUUGUACAACUAAUUUCUUGCAUUUUGUUUCUGUCCAGAACAAUAAUCAGAAUGUGCACAAAUAAACACAAUGUUUAGCUUGUCGUUAA